AUGGCAUCCAAACGAAGUAGAACCGACUCUUUUGCUUUAAACAAGAAGAGAAAAACAUUAUCUUUGGAGUGUAAACUUAACAUUAUUAAAGACUACGAUGCAAAAAUAAAAAUUUGUGAUUUAGCGAAGAAGUAUGAACUUCCGGAAUCGACAGUCAGAUCAAUUACGAAAAGUAAAGAAAAAAUUCUCGAAGCUGUGAAAAAUGCUCAGUCUUUGAAUUCAAGCAUCAUUCGUAAACGGCAUGGUAUUAUCGCUGAAAUGGAAACAUUGUUAAAAUUAUGGUGUGAUAAUCAAGUAAGUGUGAAAAAUUGUCCUAUUGAUCAGAACACGGUGUGCUUUCAAGCUAAACAAAUUUUUGAGAAAUUAAAAGAAGAAGCUGGGGAGAUGGCUAAAGAUGAAACGUUUAAAGCCAGUAACGGUUGGUUCAGCCGGUUCAAAAGUCGCUGUAACUGGCAUAGCAUUGCAGAAAGUGGAGAGGCGGCAAGUGCAGAUAAAGAGGCAGCAUCUCUCUAUCCAGAGAAACUCAAAGCUAUGAUAAAUGAAGGUGGCUAUACCAGCCAAACCAUAUUCAACGUAGAUGAAACUGGCCUAUUUUGGAAGAAGAUGCCUAAAAGAACUUUUAUUGCGCGUGAAGAGAAAACUUUUCCAGGUUUUAAGGCCGCCAAAGAUCGAUUGACAGUGAUGCUUGGCGCGAAUGCAGCUGGUGACUUUAAAUUAAAACCUCUCUUAGUUUAUCGCUCGGAAAAUCCAAGAGCAUUGAAAAACAAAUCUAAAGCUGGUUUGCCCGUGAUUUGGAAGUCGAAUCGUAAAGCUUGGGUGACGGCCUCCCUUUUUGAAGACUGGUUUGGUCAUCACUUCAUACCUGAAGUCGAACGUUAUUGCCAGUCUAAACAAAUCCCGUUUAAAGUGAUGCUAUUAAUCGACAACGCGCCAGGUCAUCCUCCUGCUACUUUAACUAGUUUCGACCCACGUGUGAAAGUUGAAUUUUUGCCACCAAAUACAACCAGCUUGCUUCAACCGAUGGACCAGGGCGUUAUCAAAACAUUCAAAGCUUAUUACACGAGACGAUCGUUUGCACAUCUGCAUGAAGCUAUGAGACAAAACAACGAGCUCUCUGUUAAAGAAUUUUGGAAACAAUUCAACGUUUUAGAAGCAGUGAGAAUCAUUGGAGAAUCUUGGAAUGAAAUUUCACAAAAAACUUUAAAUGGCGUCUGGAAAAAACUCUGUCCAUUUUUUUUCUCCACUAUGACUCAGGCGGAAUUAGUGUCAGGGCCUGAUGAAAUUUGCAAUGUGAUCAAAGACGUUGUCGAACUUGGUAGACAAAUAAAUUUAGAAGUGGAUAGUGAUGAUGUUCAAGAGCUGUUGGAUUCACACAAUGAGGAGCUUACAAUUGAUGAGCUCAUAACAAUGCGUGAACAAGAGGAAGAAAUUGAUAAUCAUGAUUCUUUGGAUCCAGUUCAAUUAGAAGAUCAAAUGACAGUUGGAAACUUGACAGAAGCCCUCAGUUCGAUUGAAAAAGGGUUAACAAUUUUGGAAAGCAUAGACUCCAAUGAAGAGCGCAGUUUUGUUACAAAACAUGGAAUAAAAAAAUUACUAGGAUGCUACGAGGAGAUAUUACGGGAGAAGAAAAAAUCAUUGACUCGUCAGACGACUUUGUUACAAUUUAUGAAACCUUCUACAUCAAAAUAA
Messenger RNA from Sitophilus oryzae (rice weevil), 1689 nucleotides. RefSeq names its product tigger transposable element-derived protein 1-like. Gene Ontology annotation, cellular component: nucleus. The transcript has a single exon. NCBI's taxonomy places the organism in Eukaryota, Metazoa, Arthropoda, Insecta, Coleoptera, Curculionidae. Gene Ontology annotation, molecular function: DNA binding. Bases 1 to 1689 code for a protein of 562 amino acids. The record is from RefSeq and is a predicted model, not a curated record.